This is a messenger RNA of Thlaspi arvense, 1940 nucleotides long. Lineage: Eukaryota; Viridiplantae; Streptophyta; Magnoliopsida; Brassicales; Brassicaceae. The record is from the annotation of a GenBank genome assembly.
CCAAAAUAUGAGUCUAAGCUCCGAGCUUAAGGAUCUAGAGGAGUUGACGUCCAAUGCGAAGCAGAUACAAGAUGACAUGUUGGAUGAGAUACUAAGAGUUAACGCAAACACAGAGUAUCUUCGACGUUUUCUCCAUGGGAGCUUUGAUAAAGAACUUUUCAAGAAGAACGUACCGGUGGUGACUUAUGAAGAUGUUAAGCCUUAUAUCGAACGUGUCGCUAAUGGAGAACCUUCAGAUAUCAUUUCGGGCGAACCAAUUACUCAUUUCUUCCUAAGCUCUGGAACUACAGGAGGGAGACAAAAGAUCUUCCCUGUAAACAACAAGUACUAUGAGAAAACUAUAAUCGCCGAAAUUCUAAACUCCUCCAAUUUUUCCAAGUAUAUAAAUGGUUUCAAGGAAGGCAAGGUGAUAGCACUUCUUACCACUAGACCAUUAUCCAAAACUACCUCAGGUUUACCUGUUGGUCCUGCGAUUACGAGUUUAAUAAUGAGUGAUUAUUUCAAGAAACGGCUAUCAAAAGGUUAUACUAGCCCAGAUGAAGUCAUAUUGUGUGCCGACAACAAAGUAUGUACUGUCAUCUUCUUUGUGCUCUUGUCCAGAGAGAGGAGGUUAUGGGUAUGUUUGCUCCCUUUGCUUAUGUGUUAGUGCAAGCAAUCACAUUUCUUGAAACUCACUGGAAAGAAUUGUGUGGCAAUAUCCGAUCUGGUCAUGUAAGCGAGUGGGUCACCGAUCUCAGCUGUAGAAACUCGGUCUCUGCCAUACUUGGAGGGCCAAAUCUUGAACUAGCAGAUCAGAUUGAACGUGAAUGCAGCCAGAGAUCAUGGGAAGGUAUCAUCACAAGGCUAUGGCCCAACAUCAAAUUCAUUAAAUGCAUAGUUACAGGACAAAUGAGUCAAUACAUCCCAAUCCUGGAGGUCUACUCAAACAAAGUGCGUCUCAUCUCGCCGAGUUAUAUGUCUUCUGAAACAAUUUUUGGGAUAAAUGUAAAUCCUCUAUGCAGACCACAAGAUGUGUCUUAUACAUUUUUGCCCAACAUGUCCUACUUCGAGUUCCAAGAUGAAGGAAACGAUGAAGAAAUAGUUGAUCUUGUUAACGUCAAGCUAGGGUGCUUCUAUGAGCCCUUGGUCACAAAUCAUUAUGGGUUAUACAGAUAUAGAAUGGGAGAUAUUCUACAGGUGACUGGAUUUUACAAUAGAGCACCUCAGUUCAGAUUUGUACGCAGGAAAAAUAUUGUUUUAAGCUUACAAGUGGAGGCAACAACUGAAGAAGAUAUAUUAAAGGCGUUGAAUAAUGUGACAAUCGUUCUUGAGUCUUCAGGUUUAAUGUUGAUGGGAUUUACAUGCUAUUCUGAUAUCUCCAGUGCCCCAGGUCAUUAUGUUCUUUAUUGGGAGCUUAAAGCCAGAAACUUUGAUACCAUUGUCAAGCUUGAUAACAAGGUGAUGGUGGAAUGUUGCUGUGUAAUGGAGGAAUCCUUUAAUGCUCUUUAUCGAAUAUGUAGGAGAAGUUAUGAUGGAGACUCUAUCGGAGCUCUAGAAAUAAGGGUGGUGGAGCAAGGAACAUUCGAUUCUCUCAUGGAAUACUUCAUCUCACAGGGUGCUUCUGCAUCUCAAUAUAAGACUCCUAUAUGCAUCAACUCGCCUGAAGCUUUAGCAAUUCUUGAAAACAAACUUGUUACUCGGUUUUUCAGCGACAAAGCCCCAUCUCUCUGACCAGAGAGAUAAGGUCUAUUUGGAUCACGUUGACCCCCCACAAGAACUGGUGAGAGAUUGGUUUAUGAUUUGUGGUUUUGUGUGCAAGUGUGCGUGUAUUAUGUUAAACUUUCGAUCGUUUUGGUUGUUAAAUAAAUGAAGCAUAUUAAGACCUGAUCUGUAACCUAUUCUGUACAAAUAAAUGAAAUCAAAGUGUUUUGUUCACUAGAGUUUUUGUCUAUACAAAUUAG